Aplysia californica (California sea hare) is the source of this 886-nucleotide messenger RNA. RefSeq lists its product as uncharacterized. The record is from RefSeq and is a predicted model, not a curated record. Lineage: Eukaryota; Metazoa; Mollusca; Gastropoda; Aplysiida; Aplysiidae.
CCAGAACCACCCGUUCUACAUCACCUGGCUUCUAAGUGUUCGCUGUGAAAAUCACCGACUCCAGUCCUCACUUCCAAUAUGGCAAAACUCAACCCAUCCCUUAUUCCAGCAGCUCUGUUCGUCUUCCUCCACAUAAUCGCUGACUGCCCAGAAGGCGUACAGUGCCAAGAUAGCUUCACACACGACCUAAAAAUCAGAUACUUUUCAGACGUGUCCUUGCUUUGCGACCACCCGGGGCUGAAUAUCACAGACAACCCGUCUACUGUAAAUUCCAUCAGCUGGGUGCUGCCAGACGGGACAACAAUUGACGCCAACAGCCUGCUCAACGACCGGAAGUACGUGCUAUCAGGACCAGACGAUGACGUCAGUCUUCCCACAAGAGACCGCCCGGCCUUCGACGCUUUCAACCUGACCGUUCUGAGAGUGGAUGAUGACGUAUUUGGCUACUACACAUGCGUCAUUGUCCGUAGCGUCACUCCAGGCAGUGGCGACGCGCCCAUCUCCGUCGUCCGUUGGGGUUUGAACGUCGACGGAGCAGAUUUCAGCGAGCUUUUGGAGACGUACAAGGAAAACGCCAUCAUUGGAGGCGCGGCGGCUGCUGGUAUGUUGGUGCUUGUCGGCGGAGGCUGUCUCUUCUACCACUGCCGCUACAGUAGCCGGAAGAGCGAUGGAGAUGCCAGCGACGAUGACGACGACAAAGAAGGCGUGACCAAUGGCGUGGCUCUCUCCUACAACAACGACGGCUUCAAGUCCUCCGACGUGGAGGUUAUAAACGUAGAAGUCACUGAGAAGUUGUAAAUCGGAUCUGAACUGACCUUCCCCCCAUUCCCCCACCCCCACCCCACCCCGUUUAUUUUAACAGACCCUAAUUCAUCAGUUGGGGGUU